AUGACGGGAAUCCCGGCAACUUCAACCACGUCGUCGGAUGACGUCAUGGACAGAGAACGCGCCGCGCGAACGGUUCAGAGAAUUUAUCGUGGUCAUCGGACGCGACGAGAACUGCAAGGACUGGAAUUGACUGCUUCCACCCGAUGGGUUGAGGCUUUCAAAGAAGCUCAGUGGCACCAACUCCAAAGUCCCAAGCCACACAUAGCACCCGGUGAAGAUGGCUUUAACCAAGCUCGACGCAACUGGCAACGUGCGGUGAGUGUCGCCAGACGUGCCGGCGGAGACGAUCUUGUUUCGGAACCUGCGCUCUCUCCGGGGAACCGAUCAGAGCCAAAUAAAGAGACGGCAUGCGGGGCGACUGCAAAGAUGAUGGAUCUGCAAUACUUUCUAGAGAUGGUCGAUCUCAAACACCGUCAUGGCAGUAACUUGCGCGCUUAUCACGCCUAUUGGCGAGACUCAGCGUCAAAGGAGAAUUUCUUUUUUUGGUUGGACUUUGGCGAGGGCAAAGAUGUGGAGAUACCACAAUGUCCACGAGAAAAAUUGGAAAGAGAACAAGUCCGCUAUCUCACUCGCGAGGAACGACAGAAUUACCUUGUAAUGGUUGACGAAAGUGGGCACUUCAGGUGGGCCAAGAACAACGAGCCAGUCUGGACGAGUACUGCGCAUUUCAAAGAUAGCCUUCGGGGAAUUGUGCCUAUUGGGGACGAUGCACCUGAGUACAAUGGCAACUCAUCUAUGACCAAACCAAAAUCCACCUCUGAUUUACCAUCGUCUCCGUCGUCUCCAUCGCCUCCAUCGCCAGCAUCAUCAUCAUCUGCAACAGAGAACAUUCAAAGUGUUCUGUCAAGAAGCCGAAGCCCCGAACCGUUCACCGAUGAGGAGUACAGGGCUGCGAAGACGAUGCGAAAGGUGAUGCAUCCCAGCCCUGUUGCUGCAUGUAAACGACUUUUGGGCAAGUCUUCCAAGAAAGAAGACACGUGGCUGUUCGUCGCAGAUACGUCUUUUCGUUUGUACAUCGGGAUAAAGAGAUCAGGUGCCUUCCAACAUUCAUCUUUCCUGCGAGGUGCCCGAAUUGCAGCGGCAGGAAUGAUCAAAAUCAAACAUGGCCAGCUCCGGAGCCUGGCACCUUUGAGUGGCCAUUACCGUCCUUCAACUGCGAACUUUCGAGCAUUCCAUCACUCCCUUCAGCAACAGGGUGUUGAUAUGUCUCGUGUCUCGAUGAGCAAAUCUUAUAUCAUGCUCGCUGGCGUUGAAGGAUAUACCAAGGCCAAACGAAAGGCACGUGCUCUGCAUGAGAAGGUCAACGAAUCCAAAGGCAAGCUUCACAAAUUAACAGAAUGA
Molecule: messenger RNA, 1341 nt
Organism: Penicillium bovifimosum
Lineage: Eukaryota; Fungi; Ascomycota; Eurotiomycetes; Eurotiales; Aspergillaceae
Product: IQ calmodulin-binding motif protein
Exons: 5
Coding region: 1-1341 (446 amino acids)
Molecular function (GO): protein binding
Source: RefSeq, a predicted model, not a curated record